This is a messenger RNA of Amborella trichopoda, 1094 nucleotides long. RefSeq names its product expansin-like B1. The record is from RefSeq and is a predicted model, not a curated record. Gene Ontology annotation, cellular component: extracellular region. NCBI's taxonomy places the organism in Eukaryota, Viridiplantae, Streptophyta, Magnoliopsida, Amborellales, Amborellaceae.
UGUUCCUUGUGCUUCUUAUCACUGUCAUUACUAUUUCAUUUGCUACUCUGCUUCCAGCGUAUUAAUACUUCACUUUCUCCUCCAAUGGAUUCUAAAGCUCUGAGAAACUAUUUCAUCCUAUCAACCCACCUUCUCUUUCUCUCUCUACUGGAACACUCUUUCAUGGCCGAAGCGGCAACCUGUGACGAUUGUUAUACACAGUCUAGAGCUGCAUACUACUCGAGUCAAGAUGAUUUGGGAACUGAAGUUGGUGCUUGUGGGUUUGGAUCGUUUGGAGUGAGCCUGAACGGUGGGGAUGUGUCGGCUGCAUCGCAGUUAUACAGGAAUGGUGUUGGCUGUGGAUCGUGCUACCAGGUGAGAUGCACCAAUAACAAGAACUGCUCGGAGCAAGGGGUAACCAUCGUCAUAACAGAUCACGGUGAGGGCGAUAGAACAGAUUUCAUACUCAGCAGGCGAGCCUUUGGAAAGAUGGCUCGGACCCAAGACGCGUCCUCUUCCCUUUUGGCCCUUGGUGUUCUUGACAUAGAAUAUAAACGUGUGUCCUGCAACUAUCCCAACAAGAACAUCACGUUUAAGGUGGACGAGGCCAGUAACUAUCCUCACUACCUGGCCUUCCUCAUUUGGUACCAGCAAGGCAAGAAGGACAUAAUCGCAGUGCAACUAUGCGAGACUAAAAAUCUUGAGUGUAAGCUGGUUGAUAGAAGCCAUGGAGCAGUUUGGGCCGUGAACGAACCACCAAGUGGACCUCUCUCUAUAAGGCUUUUAGUGAGCGGUGGGGAAGAUGGAGAUGAGACAUGGGUUGUUCCUACAAAUACUUUGCCUCAAGAUUGGAAGGCUGGAGAGGUGUACGACUCUGGUUUGCAGAUGGAUUUGUGAAAAUUUUCUUGAAACUUCAGAGUGGUGAUUUACCCCUCUAAUUAACAUAUUUAUGCAAUUGAAUAAUUCAAUAUGGAAACCAAAAUUGGGUUGUAUGCUAGUGUGUGUCAUGAGGUUGUAGCGAUUUACAUUCAAAGGAGGUUGUUGUAGUGAUCUUGUUUGUUUGAUUAGUGUAUUCAUAUUCUUCAUUUUUAGAAAUGAAUUUCGAUUUUUCAAUU